AUGCGGUUUGGCCGCGGCCAGGGCAGCGGACGAGAAAAUGAAAAAAUAUGGGAACGCCCUCCCCUCGAUGGAAUUCUUGCCAAUAUGCAUCGAGGCUGCAUUCCAUGGCAGAAUCAGUCAGCUGACUCAAUAGUUCGCAAGUUGCUAGAUGAUGGUGUUGGACUCUUGUCAUCUUUUGAUGCUGGUGCUGUUCAUCCGUCUUACGGAAAUACGGAUGAUCAUAAUGAACCUGAACUAGGCAUUCACGUUGAACCUUUCAAUAAAAUUUUAAGUUUUGGGUUAAAUUUCUAUCCAGAGGACCGAUGUUUCAGUCUUGAGCAAACAAAAGAUCAUCUUUCAGAUUAUAUCAGGGUUAAUUAG
This is a messenger RNA of Helobdella robusta, 360 nucleotides long. RefSeq lists its product as hypothetical. The record is from RefSeq and is a predicted model, not a curated record. The transcript is spliced from 2 exons. Bases 1 to 360 code for a protein of 119 amino acids. NCBI's taxonomy places the organism in Eukaryota, Metazoa, Annelida, Clitellata, Rhynchobdellida, Glossiphoniidae.